GCCACGGUCUCGCCUGGUCCGCUUGCAGGAUUCGCCUCUCCGAGCCUUCCGGAUAUUUCACUACAGAGAUGGCUGCGAAUGUGUGUAGAUCAGUCCUUCUCUUGUCCCGUAGCAGCGGACAUGUGGCCAGCGGGCUCCCCGCACUUGUUAUCUCGUCACAGCGGCACCAGCAGCACAUGAGACCGGACCAGCCUGUCAGGAGAACACAUGUCCUGCGAUCAUCCUCCCGCUCUGCACUGUUCACCCAGCCUCCCACCAGCCUCUCAAUCACCCUCUCAACCCAGGGUUGGAGUGGCGACCCCUCGUGGCAUGGCCAGAGGUUGCUGUGUACCUCAGCCACUCCAGAGGAGGUGACGGUGGUGUACCAGAAUGGACUGCCGGUGAUCUCAGUCAGUUUGCCGUCCCGGCGAGAGCGAUGCCAGUUCACUCUGAAGCCACUCAGUGACUGUGUUGGGGUGUUUCUCACACAGCUGCAGACAGAGGACAGGGGCAUCGACCGAGUAGCCAUCUACUCUACAGAUGGGGCGAGGGUAGCCUCUUCUACAGGGAUAGACAUCCUGCUGUUGGAUGACUUCAACCUGGUCAUCAACAACGUCAGGCACCUGGUUCGGCCGCCACGGAGAGAUCUGCUGGCCCAGGAGGAGGCAGAGCGUCUGAACGACGUUAAGUUCCUGGUUCAGCAGCUCUACACCACCCUGCGUAUAGAAGAACAUCAGCUUAAUAAAGAGAAGGAACUGGUGGUGAGACUGGAGGACCUCAACUCACAGCUACGUCCUCUAGAGAAGGUAAGGGAGGAGCUGAGUCGUAAGGCGGAGCGUCGUACCACCUGGGUGCUGUGGGGGGGCGUGGCCUACAUGGCAACACAGUUUGGGAUCCUGGCGCGUCUCACCUGGUGGGAGUACUCCUGGGACAUCAUGGAGCCUGUCACCUACUUCAUUACCUACGCUACCGCCAUGGCUAUGUACUCCUACUACGUACUCACACGCCAGGAGUACAUCUACCCAGACGCCAGGGACAGACAGUACCUGCUGUUCUUCCACAAGGGGGUGAAGAGACAACGCUUUGACCUCCACAAGUACAACCUGCUGAAGGACUCUAUCUCUGAGGUGGAGUUAGAUCUGAAACGUCUGAGGGAUCCCCUCCAGCUCCAACUUCCUGUCCAGCAACUCACCGCCGCCAGCAAAGAUUGAUAUCCUCCCUUCCCUUAGUCCCUCCAUCCCUCCUUUCCUCACCUUCCCCUCUCUCUCGCCGUCCAUCCACCCUCCACCUUUACUUUCUCUCUCUCUCUCCUUUAGUGAACCUCCGUGGGACUUUCUCCUCUGUUUGUUCUCUUGGAUGAUAAUUGCAAGUAAAACCAUAUUAAGAGGAGUUUUGGCAACAAGAAAGAACAGACACUGAAUCCUUCUAGAGAGGUAGAUGAUGAAACUGGAAAUGCAACUCUAGGGGGACGUACAGGAAGUGAGACGCUACAGUGGGAGGAGCUACAGCUGAGGCGAGGCAUAGGGGGGCAGACAGAUGGACACAUCUAUGAGCGUGUGUGACCUACUAUAUCUAUGGACUAGUUUGGCCCACUGUAAACUGACGCACACCACUCCUGUGGGGCCUUGGGACGUCUAUGGAGGGACUGAAUCUACUUUUACAAAGAUGGAUCUCCUCUAGCUCCUCCCCCUGACCUCUAACCUCUGCCUUCUGACACUCUGCAUGCACAGAGGACACGGCUAUGAUUGGACAGCGGUUCCUGUGUGAGCUCCAUGUGACCUUGAACUUUGACCUUGGCUGACCCCUCUUGUCUUGUCAGAUGUGUCCAACCCUGCCCCAUUUUGCCUCCAGGUCCCUCCUCCUCUGCCUGACGGACAGCUACCCACCGAUCCCAUUGCUAUGACGACACUGAGCUUUAUCAAGAGCCCGUCAGCCUAUCACAGCCUUUACAGGAAGUGGACAGAUGAGAGUUGAGGUCAGGUGACCAUGCCUCAUUUCCUCUUCCUGUUGUUGACUUCCUGUUGGGAUUGGAAGAGAAAAAGGAAAGGACUGCGGACACAAACAUCACUGUGUGUUUUAUCUAAUAGUCCCAACAAUAUUCUGACACUUUUUAUUUUGAAAGCCAUACUAUGUCUGUUAUGAAAAUAAUAUACAAUCAAACAAAAUGGAAGAAGAGUGUGGGGAGCUCUCUCUCUUUUUAACAUCCAGGAAUUAAGUUGAUAUACCAUAUCGGCAUCUCUUUAUUAAAUAUCUCCGACAUACAGGACCCCCAUAUCAAUAGAACUGUCUCUCUCCAUCCCUCUCUGUCUCUCUGUCUCUCUCUCUCUUUCUCUCUCUCUCUUUCUCUCUCUCUCUCU
Messenger RNA from Oncorhynchus tshawytscha (Chinook salmon), 2336 nucleotides. RefSeq names its product calcium uniporter protein, mitochondrial. Gene Ontology annotation, cellular component: uniplex complex; mitochondrial inner membrane. The record is from RefSeq and is a predicted model, not a curated record. Lineage: Eukaryota; Metazoa; Chordata; Actinopteri; Salmoniformes; Salmonidae. The transcript has 9 exons. Bases 69 to 1190 code for a protein of 373 amino acids. Gene Ontology annotation, molecular function: calcium channel activity; uniporter activity. Gene Ontology annotation, biological process: mitochondrial calcium ion homeostasis; calcium import into the mitochondrion.